Neurospora crassa OR74A is the source of this 1806-nucleotide messenger RNA. RefSeq lists its product as hypothetical. Lineage: Eukaryota; Fungi; Ascomycota; Sordariomycetes; Sordariales; Sordariaceae. The transcript has 6 exons. The record is from RefSeq and is a predicted model, not a curated record. The coding region runs from base 1 to 1806 and encodes 601 amino acids.
AUGGUGAGCGAUGAGUUUCUCGGUGUAACAACGAUCGCCGAGCACGAUGACCCUCAGUUCGAUAUGUAUUUCGUUCAUGGUCUCGGAGGGCAUGCUUUUAAGUCUUGGAGCACGGACAAAGGUGCACCUCACAUGUGGCCCAGAGACUUCCUUCCCAACGACAUCAAAGCUAGGCCCCUGGAUCCCAUGAAUUGGCACGGCCCGAAGUUAGCUGGUCGCUUGGCAACCGUGGGAUAUCGUGCAAGCGCUAUGUGUGCCUCCGCUGCCACUGCGACGAUCGACAAGAUAUCGCAGAAUUUCCUCAACCAUCUUAGGGCUGACCGUACUGAGGGAUCAAAGCGUCCAAUGUACUUCGCUUGCCAUAGCCUUGGAGGCUUGGUCGAAGGCUCCAGGCUAGCCAGAUAUGCUUCCCGCAUUGUCAAGUUCCUCCGGGGCAAUGACACUCUGAUAGAUAGCUUGAGUAUCGAAUCCGAGGACCUAAACACCAUUGUUGCCAGGUUUGAUCAGAUGCGAAACCACCCAAGGACAAGGAUUCCGAUUGUGAUCGCAUAUGAGAUGCAGCCAAUGUUUGGAAUGAGAUUCGUAACGGACCCCGACUCAGCCAUGAGCUCAUUUGACUGCCAGACCAUCGGCAUUGAAGGCGAUCACCGUACCAUGAUCAAGAUGGAGAACAACCAAGACCAAAGUUACCGUGACGUUGCUGAAUUCAUAAUUCGAAUGAUCCAACAGACACUCUCUGGAUCCAGCAUUAUCCCAUCCUCUUCUGCGGCGAAGCUUGGGAGAAAAGUCUUUCAGGAACUGCCUUUCAGACAGAACCUAGCGAGAGACGAAAGCCCCCCUCCAUAUAAAGGCCAAGGUUCAUGCCGGCCUUCCACAGCAAGUUCGGCCAGCGACGGAACAUCGGCCUCUGACCCUUCUCCUCACUCCCAACCAGUUGGUUUGGGUAUCAGCAACCCAAAAUCCGAAGAAAGCAACACUCCCAGCAUAUCCCGCUCCAACAUCGUCCCCGUCAGGCUCGACGACCUUAUGAUGCCUCCCAAUCGUAUAAAUGGUGGAAAGGAAGAUAACCGAGAUUUCGCCCUGCUCUCAAAAUUCGACGUCGUCUUCCUUCUCGACGACACGGGAUCGAUGAUGGAAGCCAUCGAGCCGGCCCCCUCAAUUAAUGGCAACUGCGAGGCAAAGGAACGUUCGAAAUGGGAUGAAAUGAUCGAAUCUCUGCGCUACAUCGUCGAUAUUGUAACACACUAUGACCGUGACGGUGUAGAUGUGCAUUUCUUAUACCGGGACGAUAAGGACGAGUUCAGAAUCCAAAAUGGACAACGGGUUCUAGAUCUCUUGACCAACGAAGUCAGUCCAGACGAGAUUGGUGGCGGAACCUUCAUUGCCGAGCGACUUUGGACAAUCCUGACGGCCUAUAUCGACCGAUUCGAAAACUAUCGGCUACGGAUGGCAGAGCGGGCACCUUGUCCCGAGAAGCCAAAAAUGUUGAACCUUAUUGUGAUUACAGACGGAGCGGCGGAUGACAAGGAUGCGGUAGAGGAUGUAAUCGUCAAUGCAGCGAGGAGGCUGGAUGAACUGAGGGCGCUUCCGAACCAGGUAGGAAUUCAGUUCCUGCAAAUCGGCAGAAACGAAGCGGCUUCGAGAUGGUUGAAGACAUUGGAUGAUGACCUGAACGAGAAGCAUAGAGUUCGAGACAUGGUUGACACCCGUCCCUGGGACAGAGUCGAUGAGAUAGAUAAGUCUUUGCAAGAGAGACUUACUAACAUUCUCCUCGGCGGCAUUGACAGAGCCAGAGACAUGGAGUAA